This is a messenger RNA of Propithecus coquereli (Coquerel's sifaka), 1375 nucleotides long. RefSeq names its product phosphoprotein enriched in astrocytes 15 (gene PEA15). The coding region runs from base 211 to 603 and encodes 130 amino acids. The transcript is spliced from 4 exons. Gene Ontology annotation, molecular function: protein binding. The record is from RefSeq and is a predicted model, not a curated record. Gene Ontology annotation, biological process: MAPK cascade; negative regulation of extrinsic apoptotic signaling pathway via death domain receptors. NCBI's taxonomy places the organism in Eukaryota, Metazoa, Chordata, Mammalia, Primates, Indriidae.
GCCCCUCCCCGGCUCUGACAUCACCGGCCAGCCGGGUGGAGUGAGGCGGCGCUGGGCUCGGGCUCCGGCUCCGCGGGCGGAAGAGGCGGCGGCGGCGGCGGCAGCGGCGGCGGCGGCGGCGGCGGGAGCCAAGGAGGAGGCUCCGGACGCUACUCAAGAACCGGGGACCCGGGAGUGCCCGCGCCCUGAGCGCUCAGCUCCAGAGGCGUCAUGGCUGAGUACGGGACCCUUCUCCAGGACCUGACCAACAACAUCACCCUUGAAGAUCUGGAACAGCUCAAGUCAGCCUGCAAGGAGGACAUCCCCAGUGAAAAGAGUGAGGAGAUCACUACUGGCAGUGCCUGGUUUAGCUUCCUGGAGAGCCACAACAAGCUGGACAAAGACAACCUCUCCUACAUUGAGCACAUCUUUGAGAUCUCUCGCCGUCCUGACCUACUCACUAUGGUGGUUGACUACAGAACCCGUGUUCUGAAGAUUUCUGAGGAGGAUGAGCUGGACACCAAGCUAACCCGUAUUCCCAGUGCCAAGAAGUACAAAGACAUUAUCCGGCAGCCCUCUGAGGAAGAGAUCAUCAAAUUGGCUCCCCCACCGAAGAAGGCCUGAGCAAGGGGGAGGAAGAGGAGGAAGGUUGGACCUUCAUCAGACCACUUCCUUCCCCCAUCCUCCCGGAGAGGGGGCAAGCCUCUCCCCCAUCUACCCACUUACUAACCUGGUCCUAACCCCCUUACUGUGCGCGUGUGUGUGCGUGUGCGCACGCUCUGGCUGUAUGUCUGUAUGUCUAGCUCAUCUAGUUCCUCCUUACGAGGGGAUGGGGGUCAGGGGCUGGAGGGGGCUUAGUUUCCCCACUCUAGGAGGACAGGAGGUGGGGGCUAUUUCUAUGCAAAUAGAAAUUAGCACUUUCCUCCACUCUCCCCUCCCCUUCUUUAAAGUGCGAAGUAGAAGGGACCUGCAUUUUCCUACACUGAGGAGCUGAGGUGGGGGUGAGAUGGGAGAGGUAGAUGGAUCCAAGGAAAAGCAGUGGGGAGGGAAGGUGAAGAGGCCACCCAACUCCCACCUGGAAGGGGCAAAGAAAAGCCAGAGUUCAGUAUUGUACCCUCAUGAUAAACUGACGGAAGAGUCCAGUUUCUUGCUGUUCCUCAGGUUGGAGGGCCUAGGUGCCAGCAGUCCCUUUCUGCUUCCCUCUCCUGGGCCUAGGAUGGGUGUGAGCCAGGGAUCUCAUGAGAAACCACUGGAUCCUUUCCUGAUCCCUAAGAUCAAACCCAUGGAGCAGCCAGCAUUAGAUGCCCCACCCACUUGUGCUCUGCAGAGACUAUGCUGGGAACAUACACCACUGAGCCUGAGAUGGGGAUGAGGGCAGAGGGAGGGGGCCCGCUUU